AGAGACUAUAAGUAGGGUAGCUCCGGCGGCUUCAACUCUGACCCUACUCAGGUCUGUUCCUUUUCCUCCAUCAUGUCCGGACGUGGCAAGCAAGGCGGCAAGGCCCGCGCCAAGGCCAAGACUCGGUCAUCCCGGGCCGGCCUCCAGUUCCCGGUGGGCCGCGUGCACCGCCUGCUCCGCAAGGGCAACUACGCCGAGCGGGUCGGCGCCGGCGCGCCCGUGUACCUGGCUGCCGUGCUGGAGUACCUGACGGCCGAGAUCCUGGAGCUGGCGGGCAACGCGGCGCGCGACAACAAGAAGACGCGCAUCAUCCCGCGCCACCUGCAGCUGGCCAUCCGCAACGACGAGGAGCUCAACAAGCUGCUGGGCCGCGUGACCAUCGCGCAGGGCGGCGUCCUGCCCAACAUCCAGGCCGUGCUGCUGCCCAAGAAGACCGAGAGCCACCACAAGGCCAAGGGCAAGUAG
Molecule: messenger RNA, 465 nt
Organism: Neomonachus schauinslandi (Hawaiian monk seal)
Lineage: Eukaryota; Metazoa; Chordata; Mammalia; Carnivora; Phocidae
Product: histone H2A type 1-E
Exons: 1
Coding region: 73-465 (130 amino acids)
Cellular component (GO): nucleosome
Molecular function (GO): DNA binding; structural constituent of chromatin; protein heterodimerization activity
Source: RefSeq, a predicted model, not a curated record